AUGUCUAUCCCAUCUGUCUCGGCUGGUCGUGUGGGCUUGUCCAUGGUGACUACACUUGCGCGCCCCAGUGUCGUUGUCCGAGGUGUCACGCAGGGAGGGCCAGCGCAACUAGUCCGGCUCAACUCAUCUCUUGUCCGACCGUCGUGUGGUAUUCAGAGCCAGACCUUCCAAUCUCACAAUGUUCGACCUUCCGCUGUCUGCCUGCACCGUCCGGCCGGUCUGCGUGUGCAAUCCACGGCUGCGCCAAAGAACAACGAGGUCAAGCUUGACUGGGACUCAUUCUUCAAGCUCCGAGCUUCGCGCCGUCGUUAUUCACUAGCAUCUUCCAUCAUCACAUCUCUCGUUUCUACCUCUGUCGGAGUUCAAGUUCUUGCGGCUCAGGAUUUGGAGGCUCUGGGAACUCAGGUGAUGGGCCUGGAUCCCUUUGUCGUUCUCGGGCUGGCAACUGCGGCUUGCGGUGCCGUUGGAUGGUUGAUGGGUCCUGCGGUAGGCAAUGGUGUUUGGGGCCUUGUUUACCGCCGAUACAAGCCUUCCGUGGCAACUAAAGAGAAAGAGUUUUUCGACCGUAUUAGACGAUUCCGAGUCGAUCCCUCAACCAACUCCAUUGCAAACCCCGUCCCCGACUACUACGGCGAGAAAAUUGGCAGCGUCCAAGGCUAUCGACAGUGGCUGAAGGAUCAACGGGCCUACAACCGCAAACGUCGCAACUUCAUCGCUUAA
Penicillium oxalicum is the source of this 720-nucleotide messenger RNA. Its product is annotated as presequence translocated-associated motor subunit PAM17. The transcript has 2 exons. Gene Ontology annotation, biological process: protein import into mitochondrial matrix. NCBI's taxonomy places the organism in Eukaryota, Fungi, Ascomycota, Eurotiomycetes, Eurotiales, Aspergillaceae. Gene Ontology annotation, cellular component: PAM complex, Tim23 associated import motor. Bases 1 to 720 code for a protein of 239 amino acids. The record is from RefSeq and is a predicted model, not a curated record.